AAUUCUGGAAUUCAAAGUCGAAUCGUCAAAGCUGCUUCAAGGAUAAUGAACUGUUUCUAUCAUAUCAAGGAAAAGGUUAGAAAUAGGGCACAGAAAUCCGCACCUGUUUUGAAGAACCAGAGCAGAUCCGAACUAUCAUCUGAGCCGGAGAGAACAGCCAAAUCCUCUGGUUCAACAAACGAGCCUCGGAGGAUACCAGAAAUCUAUCAAGAGAAAGCUCAAAACCUUAGGGUAUUUUCAUUCGCCGAGCUCAAGCAAGCGACAAGUAAUUUCAGCAAAUUGCUCAAAAUCGGCGAAGGCGGUUUCGGAAUCGUGUACAAAGGAAACAUUAAGCCUGUCGACGGAAACGGCGAAUCUCAAGUAGUCGCCAUCAAAAAGCUCAACAAGGAUGGAUAUCAGGGCCACAAACAAUGGGUUGCAGAGGUGCAGUUUCUAGGCGUUGUGGAGCAUCCAAAUCUCGUGAAGCUCAUAGGAUACUGCGCUGUGGAUGGCGAGCGGGGAAUACAGAGGCUGCUAGUGUACGAAUACAUGAAGAACAAAAGCCUCGAAGAUCAUCUCUUCAACAAGGCAAUUCCAGCCCUGUCCUGGGAGCUAAGGCUCCAAAUAAUCCUCAGAGCAGCUAGAGGAUUAGCUUAUCUGCACGAAGAAUCAGAAAUUCAGGUUAUAUACCGCGAUUUCAAGUCAUCGAACGUGCUUCUGGAUGAGGACUUCAUGCCGAAGCUUUCAGACUUCGGUCUUGCCCGAGAAGGUCCUUCUGCCGGCAACACACAUGUUUCUACUGCGGUGGUCGGAACAUAUGGAUACGCAGCCCCCGAUUACAUAGAGACAGGGCGUCUCACCUCUAAGAGCGACGUCUGGAGCUUCGGCGUCGUGCUGUACGAAAUCCUGACAGGCAGAAAAUCGUUGGAGAGAGAUCGUCCGAGAUCAGAACAGAAACUUUGGGAAUGGGUGAAACUCUAUCCAGCAGACAGUAAGAAAUUCGGCAUGAUAAUGGACUCGAGGCUUGAAAAUCAGUACUCGCUCAGCGCAGCUCGUAGGAUCGCCAAACUUGCCGAUACCUGUUUGCUAAAGAGCGCAAAAGAUCGACCAAAGAUGAGCGAAGUAGUAGAAGCCCUGAAUCAAAUCGUCCAGGCUUCAAGCGCAGAAAGCCCACCUACAAAACAUCCAGAGAACACCGACGAUAACGACAAUCUGGAGAAAAAACACGAAAUGCAGGAAGGUAAUAUUGCCGAAUCAGCCAAACGGCGAAUGGAACAUUUAGCUAAAAUAAGUGAGAAUCUUGAUGGCGUCGAUGCAAGAAGAUUUAUGAUAAUGCAGAGGACCAGAGUGAUGUGAUCGAAAUUUUUACUCGCUCAUCCGGCUUCUUUAGCACUGCGGAUAUUGUAAAUCAGAUACAUCUUUUAGGAGCUUUUGAAUGUAACUUAGAGCGACUAAUGAAUUAGCAACUAGUCGGUUUCAGUUCAUA
Messenger RNA from Andrographis paniculata, 1465 nucleotides. RefSeq names its product probable serine/threonine-protein kinase PBL19. Bases 46 to 1335 code for a protein of 429 amino acids. NCBI's taxonomy places the organism in Eukaryota, Viridiplantae, Streptophyta, Magnoliopsida, Lamiales, Acanthaceae. Gene Ontology annotation, biological process: protein phosphorylation. The transcript is spliced from 4 exons. The record is from RefSeq and is a predicted model, not a curated record. Gene Ontology annotation, molecular function: ATP binding; protein kinase activity.